Molecule: messenger RNA, 858 nt
Organism: Arxiozyma heterogenica
Lineage: Eukaryota; Fungi; Ascomycota; Saccharomycetes; Saccharomycetales; Saccharomycetaceae
Gene: TRS31
Product: TRAPP subunit TRS31
Exons: 1
Coding region: 1-858 (285 amino acids)
Biological process (GO): endoplasmic reticulum to Golgi vesicle-mediated transport
Cellular component (GO): TRAPPII protein complex; TRAPPIII protein complex; TRAPPI protein complex
Source: RefSeq, a predicted model, not a curated record
AUGGCAGGUUCAAGGAUAUAUGAUCAUAGUUUAUUAUCAUAUAACAAAAGGAACCAAAGAGUUUCCUUAUCAUUGAUGACAUUGCUGUACCAAGAACUGAUUCAAUAUAUAUACAAACAAUCCGAUUCGAUUGAACAGUUCCAAUACAAGUUGAUUAAAACCGGGUACCGAUUAGGUGUGAACAUAUUAGAAUUGAUAAACUACAGAUCCUCGGUUCCACAACCGAUUUUAAACAAAUUUAAAGAGUCCUCAUUUUCUUCUUUACCAACCACAUCUACGUCUACCAACAAGUUUAGUGAAAAUGCUACUAUUACAAGUGGUGGGAGCGUAAGUGUGAGUGGUGGUGUUACCAGUGCAAAUGCUAUUAGUGCUACUAGCAGUGGUAACAACAACAUGAGUAUAGAUACUAAUACCACACAACGCAUGAGUGUUGUGAGUUAUAUAGAGGACAAGGAAUAUGUAUCAGUUGGAAAAGAUAUACCCAAGAUGAAGAGGAGAGACCUGAAGAUCAUAGAUAUUUUACAAUUUAUUCACGGGACAGUAUGGUCCUAUCUAUUUGGGCAUGUGUCCAACGAUCUAAUGAAAUCACAAGAGAAUGAUACAGAAUAUAGAAUCAUAGACAAUGAGCCGCAGUGGACCCAGUUUAUAUCGGGAUCCAAACGGAACCAAGUGCAUUACGAGUCCUGCAAUUACAUGCUGUGUGGUUUGAUCCAAGGAUAUCUUUGUGAAAGUGGGUUUCCAUGCAAUGUAACAGCACAUUGGCAACCAAUAGAUCAAUACCCACAAAGAAUAGUUUUUGUUAUUCAAUUCCAACAAGAGGUGAUGACAAGAGAACAAUUACGUUACAGUGGCAGAUAA